This is a messenger RNA of Blastocystis hominis, 651 nucleotides long. RefSeq lists its product as hypothetical. NCBI's taxonomy places the organism in Eukaryota, Bigyra, Opalinata, Blastocystidae. The record is from RefSeq and is a predicted model, not a curated record. Gene Ontology annotation, biological process: double-strand break repair; regulation of DNA-templated transcription. The transcript has 4 exons. Gene Ontology annotation, cellular component: Ino80 complex. The coding region runs from base 1 to 651 and encodes 216 amino acids.
AUGACGUUUUAUCCGAAACUGAUACAUAUUAUAAAAAUAUACUUGAUCUAUGGGACGCUAUCAUUCAAAGUGAAAACAAAGGACAAAACCAUGACUAUCCUUCGUCCUAUGUUCGUUUGUGAUCGUUUCAUCCAAGAGUCUCAAAAAGCGCUUUUCUAUAUAUUUCAAUUUAAAGAAGUCCGUAUAAUGCCAAAGAAUUAUCUCCCCGUGUUGACAACUGGAUAUUCAUCUGGAUUAGUGAUUGAUUUUGGUUAUCGAUCGAUUUCAAUUCUCCCAGUUGCCUUUGGAGUGUGUGAUCUGAUGAAUUACGAUGAUCUGAAGUAUGGAAUGGAAGAUUGGAAGAAGGAAGAGAAGGAGGAAGCGAAAGAAUUUUUGAUUUCCGAGCUUUCUCUCGCCAUCGUGAAUGUCCUGAGCUCCCUCGCGGAAGACGUUCGAAUCCACGUUUUCCCGCGGUUAAUUCUAACUGGCGGGGGCGUUUCCAUUCCAAACAUCAAGGAAAGACUGGAGGAUUCGGUGCAGAGAGUGUUAUCGAAGAAUCCGAGUUUUUGGCGGGGAUUCGUGAUUGCGCGUCUUUCGAAGAUUUGCGGAGAACGACUGACGCGAGAUGAGUGGAAUGAAGGGAAGCGAUGGAAGGACCCGAUCGUGCAAUGA